This is a messenger RNA of Solanum verrucosum, 1605 nucleotides long. RefSeq names its product eukaryotic translation initiation factor 3 subunit E. Lineage: Eukaryota; Viridiplantae; Streptophyta; Magnoliopsida; Solanales; Solanaceae. Gene Ontology annotation, molecular function: translation initiation factor activity. Gene Ontology annotation, biological process: translational initiation. The coding region runs from base 130 to 1446 and encodes 438 amino acids. Gene Ontology annotation, cellular component: cytoplasm; eukaryotic translation initiation factor 3 complex; nucleus. The transcript is spliced from 8 exons. The record is from RefSeq and is a predicted model, not a curated record.
UUAUUACUUACAGGAAAAACAAAACCCUAGAAAUCUUUCUUCUACCGAUCUGCUUCUCCUCUUUUCAGUUUAUCUGGUUCUGCAAAGCGGCGAGUUUUCUGGUAGCUAUCUCUUCCGACAGCAGCAAUCAUGGCGUCGAAGUACGACUUGACGCCACGUAUAGCGCAGCAAUUGGACAUUCACUUGAUUUUCCCGUUACUGGAGUUUUUGCAAGAGCAGGGACUAUACCCAGAUGAAUAUAUACUCAAGGCGAAGAUUGAGCUGCUUAAUCACACUAACAUGGUUGAUUAUGCUAUGGAUAUUCAUAAGUCUCUCUAUCAUACCGACGAUGUACCUCAAGAAAUGAUGGAGAGGAGAGCUGAGGUUGUGGCAAGGUUGAAAGCACUUGAGGAAGCUGCAGCCCCAUUGAUCACUUUUUUGCAGAAUUCCAGUGCUGUGCAGGAGUUGAGAGCUGACAAACAGCACAAUCUUCAGUUGCUCCAGGAGCGGUACCAGAUUGGUCCGGACCAGAUAGAGGCAUUGUAUCAAUAUGCCAAAUUCCAGUUUGAAUGUGGAAACUACUCUGGUGCUGCAGAUUAUCUUUACCAGUACCGAGCAUUGUGCACAAACAGUGACAGGAGCGUCAGUGCAUUGUGGGGAAAGCUUGCAGCGGAGAUACUAAUGCAGAAUUGGGAUAUUGCACUCGAGGAACUCAACCGCUUGAAGGAAAUUAUUGACUCAAAGAGUUUCUCUACUCCGUUGAAUCAAGUUCAGAAUAGAAUAUGGCUAAUGCAUUGGAGUCUAUUCAUCUUCUUCAACCAUGACAAUGGCAGGACACUGAUCAUUGACCUAUUUAACCAGGACAAAUACUUGAAUGCCAUUCAAACAAGUGCUCCCCACUUGCUGCGAUACUUGGCUAUUGCAUUUAUUGUCAACAAGAGAAGAAGACCUCAAUUUAAGGACUUUAUAAAGGUUAUUCAGCAGGAGCAACACUCUUGCAAAGAUCCCAUCACAGAGUUUUUGGCAUGUAUUUACGUCAACUAUGAUUUUGAUGGAGCACAGGAGAAGAUGAAGGAGUGCGAAGAGCUAAUAUUGAAUGACCCAUUCCUUGGAAAAAGAGCUGAAGAUGGCAGUUUUUCCUCUGUGCUAUUGAGAGAUGAAUUCCUUGAAAAUGCUCGCCUUUUUAUCUCUGAGACCUACUGCCGCAUUCACCAACGCAUUGACAUGGGGGUUCUAGCUGAGAAACUUAACUUGAACCUUGAGGAGGCAGAGCGAUGGAUAGUGAAUCUUAUCAGGACCUCAAAGCUUGAUGCCAAGAUCGACACUGAAACUGGGACAGUUACAAUGGAACCAAAUCAGCCUAAUGUGUAUGAGCAGCUCAUCGAUCACACCAAGCCCCUUUCUGGACGCACUUACAAAUUAGUCAGCCAGCUUCUCGAACAUGCACAAACACAACUUGCUAGAUAGUUUGGUUGAAGACAUUAAGCUCGUGCCAAUUUUGCAUUGCUCCCGUACCUGAUUAACACCUUUAUAUUCAAGAAUGUUUGUUUUUUUUAAUGCCUGGAUUUCCCUUGGAGGAAAUUUUGAUAUACAUGAUGAAUUAUACAUCGUUUCGUAUAACUAUUU